AUGAAGAGCAUGCUCUCAACUAUCGACUAUGUUGUCGAAUGCCGUGACUACCGAGCUCCCGUGACGUCGAUUAACCCCAUGUUUGAGGAAGCCUUGGGCAAGAUGCGACGACUGAUUGUCUACACCAAGAGAGAUCUGGGAAGCAUUCCCAAAUCAUCUGCCCAGAAAACAACAGAACGCAAGUUGCAAAGUUUUGAUCCAAAGAGCGCAGUGUUCUUCACCAGCUCAUCCGACCGCCAAGAUGUCAGCCAGAUCAUCAAACAUCUUCGAAACGAUGCCGAAGCUCCUGAUAAGUUAGUGGGUUGUCGAGUGUUGGUUGUUGGAAUGCCCAAUGUCGGCAAGUCAACACUGAUCAACAACCUGCGCAACUCGGGCACAGGCAAAGCCAAGGCUAUGAAAACCGGACAGCAGCCCGGUGUCACACGCAAGAUAGCCACACAGGUGAAAAUAAUUGACCGCGAGAAUGGAUCACACGUUUACGUCUUGGACACGCCGGGAGUGUUCAUGCCGUAUGUUGCGGACGCAGAGAACAUGCUCAAGCUAGCUCUCUGUGGCUGUGUCAAAGAUAAUGUCAUUUCAACCAUCACUCUCGCGGACUACUUGUUGUAUCAUAUAAACAAGCAAGAUCCAACAGUCUACAAACGUUGGUCUGAACCGACAAAUGACGUGGUUCCCUUGAUCGAAAGCUUUGCGCGCCAGACUGGCUUGCUCGCAAAAGGCGGAGUGCCAAUGAUGGACGGAGCCGCGCUUCUUUUCAUACAAAAGUGGAGGCAAGGAGAGCUAGGUCGAUUUUUGAUAGACGACCUAGAAGCAGAGCAACAAAAACGGGACGAUCCUACGCAAACACCCCGCAUGAGCAUGACGCAGGCCUUGAGAGUGGAGAGGACAACCCGAAAGAACAAACCGGAAGCACCUAGCGAUCUAUAG
This is a messenger RNA of Penicillium coprophilum, 927 nucleotides long. RefSeq names its product putative GTPase MTG1. Bases 1 to 927 code for a protein of 308 amino acids. Gene Ontology annotation, molecular function: GTPase activity; GTP binding. The record is from RefSeq and is a predicted model, not a curated record. The transcript is spliced from 2 exons. NCBI's taxonomy places the organism in Eukaryota, Fungi, Ascomycota, Eurotiomycetes, Eurotiales, Aspergillaceae. Gene Ontology annotation, cellular component: mitochondrion.